Molecule: messenger RNA, 4709 nt
Organism: Saccoglossus kowalevskii
Lineage: Eukaryota; Metazoa; Hemichordata; Enteropneusta; Harrimaniidae
Product: alpha/beta hydrolase domain-containing protein 17B-like
Biological process (GO): protein depalmitoylation
Cellular component (GO): endosome membrane; plasma membrane
Molecular function (GO): palmitoyl-(protein) hydrolase activity
Source: RefSeq, a predicted model, not a curated record
CCGAAGAUUCUUCGACCUAUUCGUAUGCGCUACAACUGACAUUUCCGUAGGUUUACAUCGUUUUUUGAACAUUUUGGCCAAUGUCGAUGCAUUAUAUUUAAUCGCGUACAUUUCCCGAUAACAUUAGACGACUCAAAGCUCGUGUUUUAAGUACAUAAAACAGCUUCCUGAUGAACGGGCUUUCGUUCGGCGAGUUGUGUUGUCUUUUCUGCUGUCCGCCAUGUCCUUCGCGUAUAGCUGCCAAACUGGCCUUUCUGCCACCUGAACCGACGUAUUCCUUCGUUGCCGACGAAGCUGGAAGUAGACAUAGUUUACACCUGGCCGAUAGGGCAGAAUGGCAGUAUUCACAACGGGAAUUGGACGCUAUAGAGGUAUUCCAAACGCGGACAAAACGUGGGAACAGGAUAGGCUGUAUGUUCGUACGAUGUUCAACAAAUCCACGCUUUACUAUUUUAUUCAGCCACGGAAAUGCAGUCGAUAUCGGGCAGAUGAGUAGCUUUUACAUAGGCUUAGGAUCUCGUAUAAAUUGCAACAUCUUUAGCUACGACUACUCAGGUUAUGGCGUCAGUUCUGGUAAACCAUCCGAGAGGAACCUCUACUCUGACAUCGAUGCUGCAUGGCAGUCACUGCGCACUCGAUACGGAAUCAGUCCGGAGCAUAUCAUCAUCUACGGCCAGAGUAUAGGAACAGUACCGACUGUUGACCUGGCAUCCAGAUUCGAAUGUGCAGCAGUUAUACUACAUUCACCACUCAUGUCUGGUAUGAGAGUAGCCUUUCCUGACACCAAACGUACUUGGUGCUUUGAUGCUUUCCCCAGUAUAGAGAAGAUUGGCAAAGUAAUGUCACCAGUGCUGGUUAUACAUGGUACAGAAGAUGAGGUUAUAGAUUUUUCCCAUGGCUUAGCAAUCUAUGAAAGGUGUCCACGUGCCGUAGAGCCGCUAUGGGUAGAAGGUGCUGGACACAAUGACGUAGAGCUUUAUGGACAAUACCUGGAAAGACUUAAACAGUUUGUUUCACAUGAAUUACCCAUCACCGAUUGAUAAAUGGCCAAGAUAAUAUUAACUUAAUUAUUCAAGUAUUUGCUAGGUGACUUGUUUCACUUAGCUGUUUUUAUUUUAGAACUGUUUAGAAGAAGAAAAAAAUAUGUGCAAGUUUCAGUCAGUUUGAAUAAAUAAGAUUGUGUAAGGAUGGAGGGGAAUUGGGUUGGGUUGGGUUGGGUUGGAUUUGGAGGGGGUCCCCCAUAUAUUUAAUGUACUGUAAAAUCUGUAUUAGAAGCUGCAUCCCUUAUAGAAGCCACACCCAUUCUUUUUCAACAAUUGAGAACUGAAAAUUCACUAUUUCUUGUGAGUGUAGAUGCUCUAAUAGAAGCUGCAUUCCUUCUGUUACAUUGUACCAUUUUAAUACAAGUUGCAGCUUGUAAUACAGAUUUUACAGUAUAUAUUUUGAACGUGUCAUUUGUUGCUAUUGUUUGUUACACAUUGACUACCACAGCACCAAGCAUAUCAGAAAUAGAUUUGGUGCUGUGGACAUUUUUAUUGCACGCUUACUUUAACAGUGCAUAAUCAUGGCCAUCUUAAUUUCAAUUUGUUUUGUUACUAAUAUGUUAUUGACCAAUUCAUAGAGGCUGAUGUGCAUACUUUGUGUUAUAGACUGAAAAUCACUUUAUUAUUAUACCUCACAAUUUUCUGGCAUAUGUUUGAAUUCUGAUCCCUAAUUGCUAUCAUUUUUAUGUCUUCUACAGUUUUUAUUGUGGCAUAUAAAUCAUGUCAACUAUUCCCAUUAUUGAAUUUGAACUUCAUCACUCUAUUUUGAGAAAAUCUAAAUUGAACAGAAAAUUAUUUUUCAACUUCAGUAUAUUGCUCUGGGCUGUAUAUUGCAGCACAAGAAAUGUAACCUUUCUGAUAAGGCCAAAGUGGGUGGGUUCACCAGGAACAUGACUCAAAUGAUAUAAAUCACUGUUUUUAUAGUAUACAUGUAUCUGUUGGGUUGUAUAAUUGUAAAUAGACAUAAUUUCUCAUUCGGGUUUUACUUUUCACUUGGGUGUUUACAGAGCCAACCCAUGAAUACAUGUGUAUCAGUCAGUAGGCAAUUUGGUGUAGUUUAUUGAUAAGUUUUACUGGUUAGUCAAGUAGCUUCCUACCAGGAAUGCAAAAAAUGGAGAAAUACAUGCAAUUUUAUAAGACAUGAAUGGUCAAAUUCCCCCCCCCCCCCAAGAGACACUCGCUACAUUCAAAUCAGAAGUUUUCUAUGUCUACUCAGAAUAUCAAUACACACAAGUCACAAUAAUUCAUGCCUUUAUAAGUUUGAGUGUAUUACUUGAUAUAAUUUUAGAAGAGUUGAUAUUGCUGUGAGAUAUUUACUAGGUUUUAAAAUGGUUUAGGAAAAAAAAUAUAUAAAGUUAACAUUGCAUAUACACUGGGUUUUCCUUUAAAUAUUACCAAAUUUCAAUGCUUGUUGCAGUUGUAGCCCAAAACUAUGAAGAACACUGAUCUGUAUUUGACCUUAUUAUUUUUAUUGACAAUCAGAUUUGUAUGUUCAGAGAAAAUGAGCAGAUUUAUUCCCGAUUUGAUUCAAUAAUGACUCCCUCCCUCCCUUUCCCCCUCCUUUCCCCCUCCCAGGGUUUGGGUGAAACAUGAAUGGAAACUUGUAAUUCCAGUAUACAGCAUUUUUAACUGACAAAGAAACAUUCCCUUUUCUUGAAUAUUUAAUCUUAACAUUUACUUUUUUUUUUCUCUUGCAAUUUGCCCAUAUUUAUGUGGAUUUGUAGUUUACAAUGUAUUUAUGUCAUGCGUGUUCUUGUACAGUUAUACAUUGAUUACCACUUACCAGUGGUCAGUGAUUUGAUUAUGUGAUACCCAAGUUUUACCCUUUCAGUUUGUUCCUGUAUUUGUGCAUAGUACAUUUAGGUUGAAUCAUCCCUGAGCAUCUGCUUUUCUGAAAUGCUAGGUACUUACCAGUGUUUAGUUCUGAUUUCUAAAUGUGUACAUGUCGCCAUACUGUUGGAGCACACUGUUGCUCUGUCAUCCUUGCUUGGCAUGAUCCUUUCAAUUCUUUUACGCAAUGUCUGUCACCUUCUACACAUGUACAAAGUGGAGUUCUAUUUAAAGCGAAGGGGGUCAUCACUUGCGCGCACACAGGAAUUGAGUGCCAAACGAGGAUACUACCGGUAACACAUGCUAAAAAUGCAAAGGAUCAUGGGUAGAUGCGCAUUUGUAAACAGUGACACACUAUGGUCAAUUGCCGCAUGCGCAGGUCACGACUCCCCUCGCUUUAUUAUCUGCUUCAACAGCAUAAAAAAACAAAGCAAUGUCACAUCACUGAUAGCCCAAAAUAGUUGUUAAAUUGAAGAACAUUAGACAAUUUGCGGUAACUUGGGCUGGUGUUCUCUAGAAUAUUGCUUUAGAAUUUAUGAAAAAGUGUUGUCUGACAUUGUCACCUUUGCUCUUGAAUUUUGAAAGUUUUUUCUCUAGCAUGUUAAAUUUGAUUCCAUUUCCUGCGAAUAACACUCUGGUAUACAUUAAGGCUAAACUGAAAUAGAAAAAAAAGUUUAACUGCAUACUUCAUAAAAAUCAUGUUUACCCAGCGAUUUUUUUUUUUUUUUUUAUUCACAUAUAAAUGCUAUGUCAUUUCAUUGAAAAGUACCCGUAUAUACAAUUGUUCAUUUUAUCGUAUUAAAAUUGAGUUUGAAAAAAACACACAACAAAUGUUUUCAAUUCACUGUUCCAGGCACUGUUCUACAAAUCUUUUUUUUGUCCCCUUCCUCAGGGAAAAUCUUUGCAGUCAUUGUGCUGCGGAAUAAUUUGAUUGAGUUUUGAAACUAGAUUGUAACCAUCAUUUGAUGAGAAUAUGUGUCAUCUGCAAUGAAUUGAAUCUACCCCCCCCCCCUAAAUCUUGUUAAUUCAAGGCAAUAAUCUUAUUACAAGUACUUUAGUAAUAGAUUUGUUUUCUUUAAAUCAGCAACUUACUUAGAUUUAUUACAAAAACUAGUGUUCAUCACAUAUAAAAGAUCUGUGACUUGGUAAGAAUUGUUAUUGCUGCUGCUGCCUUUGUUGACAAAUUUGGGAAAAUGAUAUAUACUCAGUGAAAUAUUGGAUUUAACCAUGGUUCAUUCAUAGCUAGAAUACAUCUGAUUUCAAUUGUGGCCAGGACUCAAACAAACUGUUUUUGUUACAUUAGGUUACCAAUAGCCUGUGAAAGAGACUUUUCUGUUUCAUGUCGUAACGUAACACGACUCCUUUGACAGGCAUGUACGAGUGAUUAUAUAAGUAUAUCUAGCAUGAACGAUCAUAAAAUAAUCAGAACACGUCUUGUAAUUUCAGCACCUCACGAGCAUUUAAGAUAUAACUGUCACGAAAACUUUGAGACCUAUUCCAUCCAUUACUAACUUGUUUGAUUGAUUAAUUAUUCCCACUGUUUUGUUAUUAUUGAUAUUCACCCAUAUGCUAUACUACAGUGGGUUAGUCAUUGUGCGUUUAUGUAUAACCACCUGUGAUAUUUUACAUUCUAACAUGUGUGUUCCCCUUCCAUAUAAAACUAAAUAUUAUAAAUGAAAAUUUAAUUUACUUGUAUAUAUGCAAGAGUCUUGAACCCAAGUCUAUGCUGCUCAUACAUUUUGUGUAUAAUGAAAUUUACUGUGGUAAUAUGUGCAUGUAAACAAAUUUGUAUGUGUAGAGAAAAAAAACGAUUCAAUAUAAUACAUUUUUCCUUUG